AUGGCAUACAACACUGAAGAUGAUCUUCAACAAGAUAUUCAAGCUUUUCAAUCAACAGGUGCAGGAGAAAUAGCGACAUAUCCAGUUGGUCUUGACGUAGCUGUAGCUGGUGUUGCAUCGAAUCCAAUUGAAUAUGAAAAAUUCACAAGUGGUGCACCUAGUCAAGAAGGACACAAAUAUGGUCUUGGACCUGAUGUUGGUAUUGAUGCACCUAAUGUUGCAAGAAAAAGUAACGAAUAUGAUCCAGUUGGUACUAUGUUUGAUUAUGCUGAUUUUAACCAUGAUGGUAGAAUUGGUAAAAGUGAAUUUGGUACUUUUAUGAAAUCAGUUUAA
Messenger RNA from Adineta ricciae, 333 nucleotides. The record is from the annotation of a GenBank genome assembly. NCBI's taxonomy places the organism in Eukaryota, Metazoa, Rotifera, Eurotatoria, Adinetida, Adinetidae.